Molecule: messenger RNA, 6285 nt
Organism: Pocillopora meandrina
Lineage: Eukaryota; Metazoa; Cnidaria; Anthozoa; Scleractinia; Pocilloporidae
Source: the annotation of a GenBank genome assembly
AACAGUAACGCAAGCGAUCGUGACUUUCUAAUUGCGAAAACGCCGACCUCUGCAUCUCAAGAGCAUCAUUCAGUCAGCACGCACCAACUCAUGUCGUUUCUUAUUCCAGUUUUUGUCGGUUGCCUGGCAGUUUAUCUUGCCUGGAGACUGAUUCCACGAUCAAACGUUGAAAUCAAAGACAAAUAUGUUCUUAUUACGGGCUGUGACUCCGGCUUCGGCCGCAAAACAGCAAUUCGACUGGACGAGAUGGGAGUUCGCGUGAUUGCAACUUGUUUAACGAAGGAAGGCGAACAAAACUUAAAAUCUGUGACUAGCGACAGACUGAAAACAUUCCAGAUGGAUGUUACAAACUCCCAGCAUAUUAGAGAUGUGUUCGAUGAGGUGGAAAGGCGGAUUCCAGAUGAAACAGGUAAACAGACUUUAGUACUUUCAGUCGUUAAACUGUCUUCAGUCUAUUUCAUAUGGUGUCAUUGAAUUUGGCCAAUGUUUCAAGCUACAGCGCAAUCAGACUUGAACUGUUUAUUGCAAUUUAUAUGUAUACCACUUUCAGUCGCUAGCUUGUUGUAUUGUCAACGAGAGAAAGUAGAAAAAAGCUUUAAUUUAAGAGAUCCUCGCAGCUAAGAACAUCACUGAAACGAGUAGUUGAAAAUAGGACCUGAAAAAAUUUCAGGUCCGUAUGGGAUUUGAACCCAUGAUCACUGCGGUGAAGAGAUGAAAUUAAGAGAUCCUCGCAGCUAAGAACACUUAUGAAACGAAUAGUGCAAAUAUAUGAAUUUCACGUAUCUAAAAUCAUCAUUCAUUACUUGGAUGGUUUAUUUGGACCCAACACAUAAUACAGUUCCCAGUUGGCUUGUUAGCUCAGUUGGUAGAGCGCUGCACCGGUAUCGCAGAGGUCAUGGGUUCAAAUCCCGUACGUGCCUGAAUUUUUUUUUCAGGGCCUAUUUUCAACUACUCGUUUCAGUAGUGUUUUUAGUUGCGAGGAUCUCUUAAUUUCAUCUCUUCACCGCAGUGCAAAUAUAUGAAUUUCAUAUAUCUAGAAUCAUCAGCUUUAAUUUCGUGCUUCUCCGGAAUUCAGAUGUUUAUACUACUUCUUGUUUCGACAUAGAGAUUAGAGACUGGGACGAGAAAGGAGCGUCACUUAGACACCGAGGGCGAGUGGGCGAAAACAGUGAAAUAAAAUCCGGAAUAAAACAUUCUCUCACUGAUAAGCAUGUUGAUUCUCAUUACUUCAGAGUUUGCUGGAUAAUGCGUUGGUAAUGUAUCAAGGAGCUAUGAGAUUUGCACUUUCAUUAAAACUCCUCAAGUGUUUUUGAUAUUCCCUUUCCUUUUUAGGACUGUGGGGCCUGGUGAAUAACGCUGGGAUUCAUAUCCAAUCACCAAUUGAUUGGCAACCGCUGGACAAUUUUAAACGCAUUGCAGACGUUAAUCUAUGGGGAAUGAUUGACGUCACUAAAACAUUUUUACCUUUAGUGAAGAAGGCCCGAGGACGAGUUGUGACCUUUUCAAGUACUGCAGGUAAGUUACAGAACAUAAAAUGGAUUCUUUUUCUGUAUGAGAUGUCUAUUGGUGAUUAUUCUCAAAGACAAAUCAGCACGAACAUAUCGAUAGGCAAGUUAAGUUUGAAAAAGGGGGACCUUUCGCAAUGUACUUUACAGUUAGUUAUAUACUUCACUAUGACGUAGCGCCUGACAGGCAGCACGCGUUUUUUCCUGCUCCGUGAUUCUAAGCGAACUUUCUUCAAAAUAACUUCCUCGAAACGACAAAGAGCACUAUUUUAAUCACAAGUAGAUUUUUAUAAUAUUGGCCUCUAGUUACAUGGCGAUAUUUUAUUCAAGAGCGGCACUGAAUGCCAUUUUAUCUUCAACGACGAAGAAGUCGCUCGGUUGUGAGUUAUGGCGCAACAUAUCUGAUCUGGGAAUAACACGGCAAAGACCCACACGUCGAGGGACAAGAGCAGGACAGCGCAAACAAAGGCAGAUUGGGAUUUGCAUGGGGAAUGGAGCACGCAAGACUCAGCAAUUUCCGAACUUUAAUGGGUGUUUCUUUGCCAAGAACUUCCUUCACAGGAAACCUCAUUUACAUAACCAACUGGCGAACAUAUUAAAUAUUCAAAAUGACACCUUUCCACGUAGCAAUCUAAACAACUGCAUUGUUAUAGAUUGCACCAAGGAAAACAGAGCAGCCAGUACUGAAUGGUCACCCAAAGUUCCUAAGAUCAUGUUAGCGAAUGUCAUGUCUUUAGCCCCAAAAUGGAUGAAGUUAGCGAGUUUAUCACUCGUAAUCAUAUCAACCUUGCGUUCGUUACGGAAACCUGGCUAAAGGACUCUGUGUUGGACACCGUUGUUGACAUCCCGGGUUUGCUAUUGUGCGUGAGGACAGGAAGACACUAGAACACGGUGGUGUGUGUGUCUAUAUUCAAGAAAAACGGUGCAAAUAUAAACAACUGAACGAUUUAAAGUGCUGUGAUAAUCAUGAGACAUUGUGGCUCCAUCUAAGACCAAACCGCCUCCCCGGGGGUUUUCCUGCAUAAUCGCGGCAGUGAUCUAUCACCCCCAAGGCCGAUGGGACAUCUAUCCGGGAGCAUUUGUUCCAGUCCCUCGUCCUAGCGGAGACGCGAUAUCCCAACUGUGGAUUGGUCGUCACAGGAGAUUUCAACCGCUUGGAUAUUAAGGGCUUGCUGAAUCACUUUCGUCUCCAGCAAAUAGUUCAAGUUCAGACCCGGAAGGAUGCCAUAUUAGACUUGGUGCUCACUAACAUGCAAGAAUACUAUAAUCCGCCACAAGCCUACCCUCCAUUCGGGUUGUCGGAUCACAACGCUGUUGUUGUGUCGCCAAAAGAUGGUAAACGUGAUGUAAACAGAAAGCACGUUGUUAAAAGGCGUGACUUACGUGAGAGUAACAAGGCUGCCUUGGGGAGAUAUCUAACCUCUAUUGAUUGGCCUUUAUUGUUCGCUCCUACGGAUAGUUGCCAGGAAAAGUGGGAGAUUUUCCACACUGCUGUACAUACAGGGCUUGAUAUUCUGAUGCCUGAGAAAGAAAUUCGCACCUGUAGUGCGGACGCUCCUUGGAUUGACCAUAAGCUGAAGUCAAUGAUUUUGAAAAGACAAAAAGCGUUCAAAUCAUAUGGCGGCGACUCUGCCCAAUUCAAGUUCUUCCGAAAUCUGGUUAACCGGGAAAGAAAGGCAUGCAGAGCUAAAUAUUAUGAAGUGAGAAUUCAGAAUUUAAGACAAGAAGCCCCAAAGAAAUGGUGGGACGAAGUAAAGCGUCUGAGCGGCUCAAAAAGGAAAAAUGGCGACCUUCUGAGCCAGAUUGACGUGGAAGUUUUUCAGAAUUGUCAUUAAUAGAAAAGGCCAACACCAUCAAUGCCGCGUUUUUAGAACCGCUGGAGGAGUACAGACUGCCAACUCCACUAGAGUUUCUCCCCAUGGAGGCGAAUACAACACCAGAGAUCCUGCACGUGGGUGAACAACGUGUUCAGAAGGUUCUGUCUCACCUUAACCCUGGGAAAGCGUGUGGGCCUGAUAGAAUUCCCAAUUGGCUACUGAAGGAAUAUUCAGAUGCAGUGGCUUUCCCAGUGACAGAAAUCCUUAAUGCCUCCUACUCCGAGCAGCAUUUACCAAAAAAGUGUGGAAGUUGGCUGACGUGACACCCCUGCCCAAAAAGAAAUCAGUAAAGGAACUGAAAAAGGACCUAAGACCUAUCUCGCUUACUCCAUGCAUUUCUAAGGUCGCAGAAGGGUUUAUUGUGGACGACUACGUCAAACCAGCAGUUAUGAGUAUCAUUGACGACAGCCAAUACGGGGCAAUACCAAACUCUUCCACGACUAUGGCCUUAAUUAGCAUGUUACAUAAUUGGUCAAUUAACACUGAUGGAAAUGGCGCUACUAUAAGAACAAUCGUAUUUGAUUAUCGAAAGGCCUUUGAUUUUAUCGACCAUGAAAUUCUGAUUAGAAAACUGCGUACUAAGUGUAAAUUGCCAGUUAGUAUUACCAAUUGGAUAGUUGACUUUCUUUCUGAUAGAUCACAAAGAAUUAAGCUGGCUGCGGAGUGCUUUUCGGAGUGGGGAUCUGUGCCCUCCGGAGUACCACAGGGCACAAAAUUGGGCCCAUGGUUAUUUGUGCUUAUGAUAAAUGACCUUGAAAUCGCGUAUCCACUAUGGAAAUACGUUGAUGAUACAACAGCCUCGGAGAUGAUACCAAAAGAGAGUGAAAGUCACGCCCAAAAUAUAGCAGAUUGUGUUAGUGAGUGGUCACGAGAAAAUAGAGUUCACUUGAAUUCUGAUAAGUGCAAAGAGCUUCGGAUCUCAUUUUCUAAAAGGCCCGGGUUCUUUGAUCCCAUAGUAAUUGAAGGCAAAGAGUUGGAGGUAGUUAGUAGCGUAAAGCUCCUGGGCCUUAAUAUAGCUAGCGACUUGACCUGGAACAGUCAUAUAUCAGAAGUAAUCAAAAAGGCCAGUAAGAGGUUGUAUUUUUUAGUGCAACUAAAGAGAGCUAGGGUUCCCUUACAAGACCUAGUACUUUUCUACACAUCAUGUGUAAGAUCUGUAACAGAGUACGCGAUACCUGUCUUCUAUAAUGCACUUCCGCAAUAUCUGAAGAAUGAGCUUUUACGUAUUGAGAAACGGUCAAUUUCCAUUAUAACUGCGGGUGAUUGCGCGGUUGCUCAAGAUUUAGGAGUACGACCCAUCUUAGAACAUUACGAAUUUCUAUGUCAGAAGCUUUUUUAAAGGUAUCUUAGACAACCCUAGCCACAAGUUAAAGGCGCUUCUUCCACCCAUACAUAAACCCAGCUAUAACUUCAAAAAUAAGCGCCAAUUUAAUAUGCCACGCCUUCGCACUUCGAGAACGAUGAACACUUUUAUAUUUGCUAUGGCAAGGAGGUUUAAUGGCUAGAUUUUUAUCGAUACGAUAUCCUUUAUUUUUGUUACGGCACGCGUGAUAAUUAUAGUAAUAAUAAUGAUAAUGAUAAUGUAGAUACUUUUAAUUAAUUUAAAUUUAUUUUAAUUAGUUUACAUUUAUAGCUAAUGUAUUUUAUUUAAUUUACUAUCAUGUUAUUAUAUUGUAAAUUGCUGGUAUAAUAAGACGUGUAAUUAGGUUUUUGAAUUUUAAAUUUUAAAUUUCUUGGAUUGUAAAAAUGUGUAAUUCAGCCCUCGGGCUGCAAAUGCAUUUGAGAUUAAACUAUCUAUCUACUUCCUUUCCAGUGUAGACUGGUUACGAAGUAUUGAUAUACUUCUGUCAGAAUAGUACAUUCAGCUGAUCAAGCACAUUAGAGAUUGUUUUUCCUUCGGCUCUUGAAGCGGAGGGAGACUAUAUUUGUUUUUGUCACGCCUUAAAGACUCGACCAUUCUUGACUUUAUUUAUAAUCCAUGUCGCUCUCAUUGUCAGGUCGAAUAGCAUUCAGCUGUAUCGCUCCUUACGCUGUAACCAAAUAUGGCGUUGAAGCGUUUUCUGAUGCUCUUAGACGAGAAAUGUAUUCUUGGGGAAUAAAGGUCAGUAUCAUGGAGCCAGGCUGUUUUCAGACAAGAAUGACUCAGCCUGCCGCGAUUGAGAGACAGCUGCGACAAUGUUGGGAUAACCUGAGUGAUGAACUGAAAAAGGAAUACGGAGAAGAAUACUUGGAAAAAAGUACGUAUACUUCGAACAUACGAACGAAAUACUUUUGACAACUGAGAGUUAGGACACACGUUCUGUGUGCUGAAGUCUUGAAUCCUCUGGAAAUAUUAGAAAGCUUUGAAAUACAGGAUCAAUUAAUAUCACCGACACUACAAAGUACUAAUUUGCGUGACAAGCGUCACUUUUGGGGUUUUUUAUGGAGCGGGAGCGUGCAUGAGGCUGCCCGUAUGGAGGAAGUGUUCGAGGCGAGGAGUGUGAUGAAAGUGACAUUUUUCCGCGCUCCUCACCUCGCACGUGUCUUGCUCCUCGCCCCUCGCACUCGACUUGCGCAUGGCUCCUCUUGCUUGAAAAUCAAAUGCAUUGCGGGUUCCGGUAGACUAAGAAGCAAAAACCAUCAUGACAGAACUUGCUUGAAUUCAGUAAUUUUAAUUUUGCUAACUGCUGUGAUUGGCUCUAGGUAUUGCUCUCAGUACUUUGGUCUCUCCUUCUGGUCGUACCAGUGACGUUGUUGAUGCCGUCGUGGAUGCUUUGACGUCACAGACACCACGUGAUCGCUAUUUGAUUGGUUUUGAUGCCAAAUUCAUUUUUGGCUGGCUAGCGAUGUUUCCAACCUCUAUGGCAGACUUCAUACUUAAGCGCCUGGUUCCUCAGGACUUGGUGCCGCUGGGGAGCAAAUGA